CAAGGCGCACAUGCAGCCCCUCCUGUGAUGGAGUGAGAGGGGAUGGAGAGAGAUGCAGAGAAAAGAUGGAGUUGCGGAGGGAACGGAAAGCAGGAUUACUGGUGUGACAGAGCAGGCAGAUGAGAGUCGGUGCGGCGGAGAGGGAGAAACUCUGCUGGAGGAAAAAAAAAAUUAAUAAAUCAGUGCAACAGGAUGAGGACCUGCUAGUGCACAGCCUGGCCGACCCCACAGACCUACCAUCUGUCCUGCUUUUUUUCCUCUCUGUUCCUGACGCUCCCAGCAUCCUCUAACAUCUGGAUCACCUCACAUCCAUAUGGGAAGGAGGGCCGUAGUGGGGGAGGAACAAACCUAAAUUUUGAUGCUUUUCUUUUCUCCUUGAUAAAGCAGGACCUGAAGAGGAGCGUCAGCGACCGGGAACCCGAUAAUUGGACCAAGCGAGGCGGAAAAGUUUCUUUAAACAUGCUGAGGUGUGCGCAGGACCUUUGCCCGCGUCUCUGGGAGAUUUCCUAACUUUCCAUGGAUCUGUUCUCUCUGAGGACGGAGAGGGAGAAAGUGAGAGGAGGAGGCACCGCCGUCAGCAGUGCUGAAGUGUUACAGAGGUUUGUGCUCCUGUCACCGAGGAAAGAUUUUAUCAUUCUCCCUCCCUCCCUGACUCUUUCACUCCUCCUCUCAUCCGAGCAGCGGGGCGCCUGACGGAUACAGACGGAGGACCAAACACAGCUGUUUCACACACAUAGACCCACAGACAGACGCACACACGCACACAGGCUGCUGUGCCAGGGCUCCCACACCUCCCUUUUCCUUCUUUCACCCUCCGUCACUUUCCUCUCCUGUCCCGUUUUGAUGCCCUGUCUUCACCUCCACGACCACUUGUGAAUGUGAUGCACGCAGGAAACCAGACGGGGAGCGGAGCAGCCAGACAGAAAGGGUUUUUUUGGGGAAGGAGAGAGGCGCACACACUUGCCAUCACGUUGUGAAGUCCUCCAGGAGAGUGUGUGGAUAUCAAAGGCUGCUUGGCAGACACACACACGCACACACACGCGUGCGCGGACGCGCUGAUGAACUCCCACUCUCCCGCUCUCGCUCAGAGACGUGGUCUAAAUGUGGACUCCUACAGGUGCUGAGAGGGCAGAGAGAGGCAGGUGAGGAGCAGGUGAAGGAGAAAAGAGACGCUUUGAGGAAAGAAAAGGAGACGAGAAUGAUGGAGCGGUUGGAGUUUAAGUUGGAUGAGAGCAGAAAACACAGGCAGUAGGCUGCCAACAUGGGCCUUCCCAGGAGACCUCCAUCUCCUCCUCACUCUCCUUGGCCUCCAGUUUUCCUGCUCGUCCUCCUCUGGGCCCCGCUGCAGGCUCGGCCGCUGCUCGUCCACUCCUCCAUUAACGUGGCGGUGGUGUUCAGCGGCUCCAGCUACCAGAGCGAGGUCAGGGGUCGCCUCAGUGGGGAGAACUUCGUCGACCUUCCCGUGGUAGUCAGCCCUGUGACCGUGCUUGUCAACGACACCAACCCCCGUGACCUGCUAACACAUCUAUGCGACACAAUGGCGACGGAGAAGCUGCAUGGGGUGGUGUUUGAGGAUGACGUGGGCCUAGGUGCGGAUGCUCAGGUGGCAGAAGUGGCACAAAUCUUGGACUUCCUCUCCACACAGACAACUCUGCCAAUUGUGGGCAUCAGUGGGGGCUCUGCCGUUGUUAUCCCAUACAAGGCCGACGGAUCCUCCUUUCUACAGAUGGGAGCUUCUCUCGAGCAGCAGGUCAUCUGCAUGUUCAAGAUCUUGGAGGAGUAUGACUGGGCCGAGUUUGCUGUGAUCACCAGCUUGAUGCCGGGCUACGACACCUUUGUGGAUAUAGUUCAGUCCUACACCGACACGUCCUACUUUCUAUGGAAUCUGCAGGAUAUUUUGUCUCUGGAAAUGUCGGUCGGCUCUAAUGAUUUGAAGACCAAACGCAUGCUGCAGCAGUUGGACUCCCAGGUCCUGUUGGCGUACUGCUCCCACGAGGAGGCGCAGUACCUGUUUCGCAUAGCAGGCGAGCUGGGCCUGCUGGGGCCCGGCUACAUCUGGAUCCUCCCCAGCCUUGCCGUAGGCAACCCCAACAGCCCCCCACCUGCCACCUUCCCUGUAGGUGUGAUUGGUGUGAUUACGGACCAGUGGAGGAAAAGCUUGCGGCAGAGGGUGAGGGAGGGCGUCGCCAUUGUAGCUAAAGGGGCAGAGAGUUUCAAGAAGGUUUAUGGUUUCAUCCCUGAAGGGCAUGGAGAUUGCAAUAAACCAGCAAAACAAUCGGACAACAAUACCCUGUUCAGACACAUGCUGAAUGUAACGUGGGAAAGAAAAGAACUGUCAUUCAACAAUCAAGGCUUUCUAUCCAACCCCUCGAUGGUCAUCAUUGCUUUGGACCGGGAGAGACUGUGGGACAAGGUGGGCACGUUUGCUCGCGGCAUCCUUCAGGUUCGCUACCCCAUCUGGCCACGGUAUGGCAGCUUCCUGGAGCACAUAUCUGAUGACCGCCAUCUGACGGUGGCCACCCUGGAGGAGCAUCCCUUCGUCAUGGUCGAGAACGUAGACCCAGGAACCGGCACGUGCGUCCGCAACACUGUGCCCUGCAGGCGUCAGGCCAAUCAUUCAGACAGCACUGUCCAGUCAGAGUCCUACACCAAACUGUGCUGCAAAGGUUUCUGCAUUGAUAUCCUCAAGAAGCUGUCCAAAACCAUAAAGUUCUCCUUCGACCUCUACUUGGUCACUAAUGGAAAACACGGCAAACUGGUUCAUGGUAUUUGGAACGGGAUGAUUGGGGAGGUUUUUUACAGGCGCGCUGACAUGGCCAUCGGCUCGCUCACCAUCAACGAGGAGCGCUCUGAAAUCAUUGACUUCUCUGUGCCAUUUGUAGAGACAGGUAUCAGCGUCAUGGUAGCUCGUAGCAACGGCACAGUAUCACCGUCUGCCUUUCUUGAGCCGUACAGUCCAGCAGUUUGGGUCAUGAUGUUUGUGAUGUGCCUGACCGUCGUGGCUGUGACUGUGUUUGUGUUUGAAUACUUCAGCCCCGUGGGCUACAACCGCAGUCUGGUGAGCGCCAAAACUCCGGGUGGGCCGACGUUCACGAUAGGGAAAUCAGUGUGGCUGCUGUGGGGAAUCGUCUUCAACAACUCUGUCCCCAUUGAAAACCCCAAAGGAACCACCAGUAAAAUCAUGGUCCUGGUCUGGGCAUUCUUCGCUGUCAUCUUCCUGGCUUCUUACACGGCUAACCUAGCGGCUUUCAUGAUACAGGAACAAUAUAUCGACACCGUGUCUGGCCUUUCUGACAAGAAGUUUCAGAAACCGCAGGAGCAUUAUCCUCCUUUUCGCUUCGGGACAGUUCCAAAUGGGAGCACAGAGAGGAACAUUCGCAGCAACUAUCCCGACAUGCACACACACAUGAUGAAAUAUAACCAGAAGGGAGUAGAAGAAGCUCUGGAGAGCCUCAAAACCGGGAAGCUGGAUGCCUUCAUCUACGAUGCUGCUGUCUUGAAUUACAUGGCUGGUAAAGAUGAGGGAUGCAAGCUGGUCACCAUCGGCAGCGGGAAAGUGUUUGCCACCACGGGAUAUGGCAUUGCUCUGGAAAAAAACUCCCGCUGGAAACGACCAAUUGACUUGGCAUUGCUUCAGUUUCUCGGAGAUGGAGACACAGAGCGUCUGGAGACGGUUUGGCUUUCUGGAAUCUGCCAAAACGAGAAGAAUGAAGUGAUGAGCAGCAAGCUGGACAUUGAUAACAUGGCAGGUGUCUUCUACAUGCUUCUGGUAGCUAUGGGCCUCAGUCUGCUGGUGUUUGCCUGGGAACACUUGCUGUAUUGGAAGCUGCGGCAUUCUCUCCACAAGUCUCAUAAACUUGACUUCCUGUUGGCUAUCAGCAGGGGCAUUUACAGUUGUUUCAAAGGAGUAGAGGAUCCUGGACGUUCAUCUGGUUUGGCCAAACCUGACCUGACCUCCAACUAUGCUCAAGCAAACAUGCUAAAGAUGCUUCGCACUGCCAAGGACCUGGUCUCCACUGCAAAUGUUGAGAGCUCCCUGGACAACGCUACCAAGACCAUAGAGCAGUUGACCCGUCAUGGCGGUAGUAUGCCUGUUCGCAUCUCACAAAUUAACACUGAGGCUGUGCCGGGGGGCUUUGCCUAUGUUGCUGAAAAUCACUGCUCCAUUCCUCAGGGGUCCCUUUCCCCACCUCAAACUGGUGUUACCUCUCUAAAACAACACAGGGGUGUAACUAGGCCAACACCACUGCGCUACACACUUCCAACUCGUUCAGCAUCGUGUCUGUAUGACAGACCGCUUCCUGUGUCCAGUUUGAGCACGCCCCACCUUGCUGUAGGGGAGCCGCUCCCUCAUCAGCAUCCACACCACUACCAGACUACAGGGAGGGUCUAUGUAGACUCCCAUUCUCACUCCCCUUUCAUUGCCUACUCUGAUCUCCAGCUACCUGACAUUUACACAUCUCAUCCAGUCGCUUCAUCCCAGAAUCAACAUGUCCAAUUGGGCCUUUCCCAACCAAAAAGGCGGUCUAAAAGUUUUCAGUGUGAGGAUGGGGAUGUAGAGAGGAGAAAACAUGGGGAUCAGGGGAAGAGUGACAAAAGCACUAUCAGUUUGACUGAACUUAAAGCCAAUCACCUCCACGAGAACCAUAUCUCUGGCCCAGGUGUUGACAAUGUUUACUCAGAAGAGGGGAUGUGCCCCCGGGUGGAGAAUUACAGUUCUUGGCCUCCUGAGGACCUUGUACUGAGGGGGCGACGUAGGCACCGCCGCCAUUCUUUUCUUAAAGCAACUUGGGGCAAUGACCAAAUUCGACAGCUUGAUGAAUCACAGUCAUCUCUAUCCAGCCAAUCACCUUCAACCUUGCCGGACCUGUUUCCAUGCAUUGUUACUCCUACAACAUCUGCCAAGCCUUACAAUCCCGCUCAUGUUCGAAACAACCUGUGCCUCCCAAGGAACCAGACCUACCUCCACAUAAGGGAGGACCAGAGGAGGCCAAAUGGACGCAAGGGCCAGAGACUGCGCUACUCUCACUCCACCCACCUCCCGACAUAUGGAGAAGCAGUCCGUAAUGGAACUGGAUUAGGGAGGGGCAUGGUGCGCAGAGCGACAAGCUUGCUGAGCCGACAGUAUGCGCACUAUCUGAACUCAUACCCCGGACUUCCAAUCUACCACAGCCCACUGGAUCUCCAGCACCACAGCCACAGUUCCAGCCCAGUGUGCCAGCUGUUGGCCUGCGGUGGAGGGCGAUGUGGGGGGCAGCGGAGUCUGCUGUAUCCCGACAAUGUGUAUGGAGCUUAUGGGAUCUAUCAGGGCCCCCAGACUGGCUCAGAGACCCAGGUAGGGCAAGGCGGAGCAGGCCAGCCAGUGGGGAGUCCUUGUGUACUUCGGCCUUGGCGACGUGUUUCAAGUUUAGAAUCUGAAGUUUAAAUGGAAACCUUAAUAGAUAGAAAAUGUGGAGAUACGGAAGACGAGAAUAAUAAACGUCACAACUUUGGAAAGCUUUUUUGUUGUUAGAUUUACAGUUAUGUUGAUUUUAAUUGUGUCUUUGUGUGGUAAAGAAUAGUAAUUUGGAUCAGACAGUAGAAAAAGACUGCACUUUCAACAAUCUAUCCUUGAUAACGUUGUGGAAAGCUGGGUUCGACUGGUUUAACUCAGUUGCUGCUUCCCCAUCAACAGUGUUCAGCUUUUACAUGAGUCCAUAUUGUUGGCAAAUGGUUAAACUGUAACUGAGAUGUAAUGCUAUAUGUGUGUUUAGCCUUUUCUGUGUGGAUGGCUGAAAUACAGCACUGAUUGUUGUUUGGUAGACAAACUGUUUACCACUGUAAAGAAAAGCUGGAUAAGCAGCCAUGACUAGACGUCAGACAUCUAAAAACAGUGAUGAAGAUGUGAUGUGUUUAUUACUGACGUGAGGCAAUCGGUACAGGUUUUGACUAGAUACAAAAUAACACCCGUUUUCUAAAGCAAACAUAAAGAGUCAGAGUCAUAAUGAUGAGUCACAGGAAGCAGCCACUUUGUUUAAGUGGUCCAUAUCAACACAAUCUGCAAAACGAUUAGAGCAUUAGAACAGCAUUGACCAGCACUAGGUGUCUUAAACCACAGAUGUCAUUCUCACUGUAUCUAAAUGUGAGGCUACAACAGCACACAGGCCUCACAUUGAGUAAAUUAUGUAUUCUAAGUACUAUAACCACAUAGUCGAAUGUGUUAUUUGAGACUGGUUAAUGGUAUAUUCAUGUAUUCUACAUAUAUUAGGACUUUAUAAUCACUUCUUUUUUCUAAACGCACCUCUUACACAUUCAAUUCUUCUCUGUUUAAAAACUGCUCAGUUUAUGGGAACUUUUGGUACUACUUUAUUAACAGCAUCAGUUAGGAGAUGAUCUGUUUCCCUUUUUUGACUCUUUUAUAUUCCCUCUUCAUCCCUCUUUUUACCACCCCCUCAAAAUGUUUAACUAUCAAAAUAAAUGAGGUAAGUGAAAACUAUUAUAGUAUCUAUAUUACCAGGCUCUUACACCCUGUAAUUAAUCACAAAGACCAAUUAAAGAGUCUUUUUCGAUGAA
Molecule: messenger RNA, 6552 nt
Organism: Fundulus heteroclitus (mummichog)
Lineage: Eukaryota; Metazoa; Chordata; Actinopteri; Cyprinodontiformes; Fundulidae
Product: glutamate receptor ionotropic, NMDA 2C
Exons: 16
Coding region: 1262-5425 (1387 amino acids)
Biological process (GO): long-term synaptic potentiation; excitatory postsynaptic potential; monoatomic ion transport
Cellular component (GO): plasma membrane; postsynaptic density membrane; NMDA selective glutamate receptor complex
Molecular function (GO): transmitter-gated monoatomic ion channel activity involved in regulation of postsynaptic membrane potential; NMDA glutamate receptor activity
Source: RefSeq, a predicted model, not a curated record